Molecule: messenger RNA, 1962 nt
Organism: Danaus chrysippus (African queen)
Lineage: Eukaryota; Metazoa; Arthropoda; Insecta; Lepidoptera; Nymphalidae
Source: the annotation of a GenBank genome assembly
AUGACGAACAAAAAAGACAAUAAAAAGAAAACCUCACAAGAUGAGAAAUAUAAAAAACAAGAAUCUGGCUUUUCCAGCGGUAAAAUCAUCUUUAUAUCAGCAAUAUGUGCUGGUCUGUGUUCAUAUUACCUGUACAAGCGACUCACCACCCCACCGGAGCCACCAGUAUUGGACUUCAAUGAAUAUUGGGGAACCUAUCCAAUGAAAAUGGAUCCCGAUCUAUCCAUAAGACCCUAUGAGAUCGAAUUUUCAGAAGUUAUGGUAAAUGAUUUAAGAGAGAGAUUGUUACAUCGUAGACCAUUUCAACCUCCGCUUGAAAAUUCAGGCUUCACAUAUGGCUUCAACAGCAACUUUCUAACAAGGGUCCUAGAUUAUUGGCAGAACAAAUACAAUUUCAAAGAACGGGAACAAUUUUUCAACAAAUAUAACCAUUAUAUAACCAAUAUACAAGGCCUGGACAUACAUUACAUUCAUGUAAAACCACAAGUUCCAGAUGAUAUUGAAGUGGUGCCUUUAUUACUGUUGCACGGCUGGCCAGGCUCUGUGAGAGAGUUCUAUGAACUAAUACCUAAAUUAACCAGCCCUCAAAAUGAUUACAAGUUUGUGUUUGAGGUCAUUGCUCCCAGUCUGCCGGGAUUUGGAUUUUCAGAGGCCCCUUCAAGACCUGGUUUUGGUCCGGUAGAGAUGUCCGUUGUCAUAUCAAACUUAAUGAAAAGGAUCGGACACAAUAAAUAUUACAUACAAGGCGGGGACUUCGGACAUAUGUUAGGUUCAGUCAUAGCUACACUUAUGCCCGAUGAAGUAUUGGGUUUUCAUACAAACAUGCCUGUAUUAUUAUUCCAUCCAUUGGCAAAUAUAUAUAUGAUGCUUGGAUCUCUCUGGCCGAGUCUUUUAGUUGAACCUGAAGAACAAUCUCGUAUUUAUCCAUACACCAAAUAUUUAAUGAGGAUUAUUGAAGAAUCGGGUUAUUUACACAUACAAGCUACAAAACCUGACACUGUUGGUAUAGGUCUAACAGAUUCUCCGGCGGGUUUAGCGGCUUAUAUAUUAGAGAAAUUCUCCACUUGGACCAAUAAUGAAUAUAAGAUGGCGGGCGAUGGAAAUCUAUUACAGAAAUACUCUCUGACACAUUUAUUGGAUAAUAUUAUGGUGUAUUGGAGCACUAAUACUAUCACUACUUCUAUGAGAUUGUAUGCUGAGACUAUGAACAGGAGAUAUAUGUGUAUGAAUAUUGACAUGAUCCCCACAUCAGUGCCCACGUGGGGUAUAAAGUUCAAGCAUGAGUUGUCUUUCUCACCGGACGUAGUAUUACGUCUUAAGUACACUCGGUAUGUACACAGUAGCGUUGUGGAGGACGGAGGACACUUCGCUAGUCUCGAACACCCGGAUAUACUUGCUAAUGACGUAUUCCGAGCUGUGGACCACUUCCGGGACUUGAAUGGAGGAAAACCUCAAGAAACAUCACAAUUGAAUAAUAAUGAACCACAAACGAUAUACGACUUCACUGUCACAGACAUAUACGGGAGAGAAGUUAAACUAGAUAAAUAUAAAGGAAAAGUAGUUAUUAUAGUGAAUGUAGCAUCACACUGUGGACUUACUGAUAAAAAUUACGAACAACUAAACGAACUACACAAUAAAUACUCAAAGAGCAAUGACCUAAGAAUAUUGGCGUUCCCUUGCAAUCAAUUCGGAGGACAAGAACCUGGGAAUGACAAAGAUAUAAGAAAAUUCAUCACCGAUAGAAAAAUUCAGUUUGAUGUGUUCCAGAAAUUAAAUGUGAAUGGUGAUGACGCACAUCCGCUGUUUGUGUAUUUAAAGAGAGUGUUGAGAGGAAGUUUUGGUGAUAGCAUCAAGUGGAAUUUCUCAAAGUUUAUUGUGGAUAGAAAUGGUGUUCCCGUUGAGAGAUUCGGACCACAUGUUGACCCUGUAGAUUUGGAACCUAGCUUGGCUAAAUACUGGUAA